ACGCCUUUGCUGUCACCGUCUGUGCGACUCUCGCGCUGCUGCAGAUGAUGGAACCGGUAAAAUGCGAGGGUAAAUACACCAUUGUUGGCCCCGGAACCAUACAUUCUCAUCGCGACUACAAUGUGGCCGUUGCCGUUCAUCAAACCCAGGAGCCGGUGACCCUCAAAAUUGGCAUCACAGGACCCUCAUUCAAUGAGACCCAAAAGGUGGAACUGGCCAAGUCAGAUGAGUUCAAGCAGAUCACCUUCAAGCUGCCGCCUCUGGAGACGGGGGAUUACAAUCUUACCGCCGAGGGCGUAUCGGGGCUGAAAUUUGUCAAUACAACGAAGCUUAACUAUGAUGACUUCAGGCCGUACAUUAAGAUACAAACCGAUAAGGGGAAGUACAAGCCCGGCGAUACGAUCAACUAUCGCGUCAUCUUCCUGGAUGAGAACCUGCGACCGGACACAGCUGAGGACGGCGUCGUUGUCUGGUUCGAAGACUCCAAGCGCAACCGCAUUAAGCAGGAGAAGCACAUCAAGACCACCAGCGGAGUGUACACUGGGAAGUUUGAGCUCUCCGAGUUUGCCACGCUCGGCACGUGGACUCUACUAGUUCAUAAUGGCGAAAAUCAGCAGGGACGCUCAUUUUAUCCAGGCGGACGACACUUUGGCCACUUUCGUUCCGAUGAACGUGUCUCCUUCGAGGUGGAGAAAUAUGUCCUGCCCAAGUACACUGUCAAAAUGGAUGCCACACAGCAAGUGUCAGUCAGAGAUGGUGAUAUAAACAUAGUGCUGAAGGCCAACUAUACCUAUGGCAAGCCCGUCAAUGGCAAGGUUUUGGUCAAUGUGCACAUGGAUGAGACCAGUGUGUGGGAGAAUGUCGAUGGCAAAACCGUGCGCAAUGACUUCCCCGGACACUCGCUGAUUGCCACCGCGGACAUGGUCAACGGCAAAGCCAAGUUUGAUUUGAAUCUGAAGGAGUUCGCUAGUUAUUUGCCACACAAAACGUCAUCGUCAUAUGCCCAGAUUACGGCAACUCUCGAGGAGAACUUUACGGGCGUGAAACUCAACGAAACUAGUGGUGUUCAACUGUAUCCGUAUCGCUAUGAGAUGUCUUGCCCGGACUUUUCGUCUUGCUAUUCGUUCAAGCCCGAUAAGGAGCAGGAGCUUGUCUUCAAGAUAACCCUGGUCGAUGGCUCUCUGCUGACAGACACCAAGUCGGUUGUCAAGGCAAAGUUCACCGAAGGAAUACGGCAUACCUAUGGCUUCUAUCACUAUGGCAGUGAGGAAAAGCAGCCAGAAUUGCCUGAGAUUGAGAAGAAAACGUUCGAGUUCGAGAGUCAUUUGAAUGAGUCGAGUCUGGUGCCAUUUAAGGUCACUCUUCCCGAUCUGCCGGACAUGGAAAACUAUACGCGCUACUAUAGCAUUGAGCUGGAGUAUGCGGACGAGAAGCGGGAGCUUUACACCACCUAUCCCUAUAGGGAGCCGAAGAAAAUCGACACGACCGACCCCAGCGAGGAGGAAAAGGAGAAGGAAUGGUUUAGGGCCGAAGUGAACAGACCGAAGGACACCUGGAACCUGAAGAUAGGCCAGGAGUACCAGGUAACCUUGAACUCCAGUCGUCCACUCAAGUACUUUUUCUACAACAUCAUUGGUCGCGGCAAUGUCCUGAACACUGAGCGAGUGGAUCUGGCCGAACCCCAGAAGGUCUACAACAUCACACUAAAACCUACAUUCUUGACCGCGCCCCAUGGUCGCAUCUAUGUGUAUUACGUGGAUGAAUCGGGCGAAUUCCGCUAUGCCGAGGACACCUUUAGCGUCGAGGUUGAACUGCAAAACAAGAUUGAGAUCACAGGCCCGGAGGAAGUGAAGCCAGGUGCCGAUGUUGAGCUGGAAAUAAAGACACCGCCCAAGUCUUUUGUUGGCCUUCUGGCUGUGGAUCAGAGCGUUCUGCUCUUGGGCGGUAAUAACGAUCUGGACAAGGAUUCGUUCAACUGGCGCUUAGGCGGCUAUGACACGUCCACACCUUGGCAAGGUGGCUAUUCCUACUAUCCCGGCGAACGCAGCGGUGUUGUGACCAUGACCAAUGCCUAUUUCUUCUAUAAUCGCACCGCUCCUAUUAGCUAUGCACAAGCUUUUGGUUUUGGUGGUGGAACCGUUUCGGCCAUGCGGAAGACUGCUAUCGCGCAGGACUCUCCUGUCUACCAUACAACAACCUCAGCAUUGGGUGCUGUUCCAACUGCAGGAUUUUCUGCAGAAUCCGGUGCCGCUGCUGCUGCACCAGUGGUCCGUAAGAACUUUGCAGAAACUUGGAUUUUCGCAGAUAUUGAAAACACAGAGACAGAGAUCUUCAAGUGGGUGAAGACCAUACCCGACACGAUCACCAAUUGGGUGGUCACUGGAUUCUCCCUGAACACAGAGAAGGGGCUAGGUGUGACCGACCAUAAGGUGAACAUUAAGACGUUCCAGCCCUUCUUCGUCUCCAUCCGUUUGCCUUACUCGGUGAAACGUGGCGAGCUCAUUAAUGUCCCAGCCUUGGUCUUCAACUAUUUGCCCAAGAAUCUGGAUGUGGAGCUGACGUUAGACAAUCAAGAUGAUGAAUUCGAAUUCGUCGAUGCCUCCAAUGAGGUUAUUGGCGAUCAGAAGCGUACUCAGGUCAUCCGUGUGGGAGCCAAUGAGGCAGCCGGUGCAUCAUUCCUGAUUCGUCCGAAGGUGAUUGGAAAUAUUCUACUAAAGUUUUCAGCCAUCUCUCCUUUGGCAGGCGAUGCUGUCCACAAGUCGCUUAAGGUAAUCCCAGAAGGAAUCACAAAAUAUCAGAAUCGAGCCUUCUUCGUCAAUCUCAAGGAUGUUGGAGAGUAUAAAAACACCUUUGAACUGGAAGUGCCGGAGGAUAUUGUUCCAGAUUCGCAGCGAGUGGAAUUCGGACUUGUAGGCGAUCUGCUCGGCCCAGUGAUCAAAAACCUAGAGAACCUCCUGAGAUUGCCCAGCGGCUGUGGCGAGCAGACUAUGUCUAAAUUGGUUCCCAACUAUUUAGUAAGAGACUACCUGAAGAGCAUCAAGAAACUAACUCCUGCCAUUGAAACACGCAUCAAGAGAAACUUACAAGAAGGCUAUCAGAAUAUGCUGCACUAUCGUCACGAUGAUGGGAGCUUCAGUUCCUUCGGCCCUGGCAAAUGGAGAGAGGAAGACCCUGACCGCAAUGGCUCUACCUGGCUGACAUCCUAUGUCUUGCGCUCCUUCAGUAAAAUCAAAGACAUCAUUGAUUUGGAUGAAAAAAGCUUGGAAAGUGGUUAUGAAUUCCUUCUGAGCCGUCAGGUAGAGAAUGGCAGCUUCACCGACGCAGGAGAAUACUUCUACGGAUCGCAGCGCUCUUCACUGACUCUUACAGCCAACGCCCUGCUGGCACUACUCGAGCAGGACAAGAAGAACCAGACAGCCAUAGACAAGGCCGUGGCCUAUCUGAGUGCCCACACAGAGGAGUCUGAGGAAUUGCUGCCCAAAUCUAUAGCCGUCUAUGCCUUGCAAAAAUCAAAGGCUCCAGACGCCGCUAAACAUGUGGCAAGCCUCAAAGCCCUAGCACAGCAGGAAGACGACCGCACAUGGUGGACGGAGGACACAGAGAAGCUGCGGGCUUCCAAGGGCUGCCGCCGUUGGUGGUGUUGGGUCUGGAGCCACGACGUGGAGAUCACCUCCUAUGCGCUGCUCACACUGCUGGAAACAGAGCAGGAGACACCGGACUCGGUUUUGAACACUAUCCGCUGGCUAGUGGCGCAGCGCAAUAGUUUUGGAGGGUUUGCCUCCAGCCAGGACACAGUUGUAGGUCUGCAAGCCCUGAUCAAGUUCGCUGAGAAGUCGGGCUAUGAAGCGGCCAAGUGGGAGGUGAGUGUCUCUAACAAGGGAAAGCGAGAGAAGACCGAGAAACUGAGCGCCACGGAGGAAAACGAUCUGGUGCUGCAGACUGUCGAGUUUCCACAGGGUACCCAGUCGCUGGAGUUCGAGGCUAAGGGCACAGGAGCAGCUCUGAUUCAGAUUAGCUAUCAAUACAAUGUGGUAGAGAAGGAAACAAAGCCCAGCUUUAAAAUACAAACAAUUGUCAAGCCAGAAUCCUCGCCAGCCAAGCUGGAACUGAGCGUGUGUGUGGAGUACGUGGAGGAGGGCAAAGCAAAGGCCUCCAACAUGGCCAUACUAGAGGUAUCCUUGCCGUCUGGGUAUACCGCCGAUGAAGAUAGCUUCAAGGACAUAAAAGACAUUGAGCGUGUCAGGUUGGUGGAAACCAAAAACGGCGAUUCUGUGAUUGUUGUCUACUUCGAGAAUCUGCUGAGGGGUGAACUCAAAUGCAUACCCUUCGACGCUUUUAGAACCCAUGCGGUGGCCAACCAGAAACCCGCUCCCGUUGUCCUCUACGACUAUUAUGAUACGAACAAGAAGGCCACCGAAUAUUAUCAAAUAGAAUCGAAGCUCUGCGACAUUUGCGAAGACUCUGAGUGCAAGAGCAAGUGUUAAGCUAUCUAAACCAAAAUUACUGAUUACUUUUUCCGUCACUGAUAAAUAAAGAGUGCAAUAAUGUGAUUAUAUGGGA
Drosophila pseudoobscura is the source of this 4560-nucleotide messenger RNA. RefSeq names its product Thioester-containing protein 4 (gene Tep4). The coding region runs from base 45 to 4484 and encodes 1479 amino acids. Gene Ontology annotation, cellular component: extracellular region. Gene Ontology annotation, molecular function: endopeptidase inhibitor activity. The transcript is spliced from 7 exons. The record is from RefSeq and is a predicted model, not a curated record. NCBI's taxonomy places the organism in Eukaryota, Metazoa, Arthropoda, Insecta, Diptera, Drosophilidae.